AUGGCUCUCAUCUGUGGAAUGCCAUGGCUGAAGCAUUGGACGAAGCAACGAAGGCUUAGUGUCGUUCCUCUGAUGAGAGUGGGCGGUCUAGAGUGGGAGGCCUGCAUAAAUGACGCCAUGCCGUGGAUGACAAUAUAUAACCUUAAAAUUUAUGAAAUGCUGGCCCACUUAUCACACAAUAUUGUCAAGCGGUGGGAUCUUGCUGCCGUCGAAACCAAUGGUUCUGAUGGCGGAUACGAUUCCUCGAGUCUUCAGUUGGCCACAUGGUUGGCUACAGGACUGAAGAAAAUGAGGCUCGUCAAAGGCUUCCUGAGGUGCAAACGGUUCAGGGGAACGGCGAAAAUAAGUUACGCCCAUUCGCCCACAUCGCGGCUGUCGGCCAUAUGUGGAAUGGACAAAAUUAGUUAA
Molecule: messenger RNA, 408 nt
Organism: Histoplasma mississippiense
Lineage: Eukaryota; Fungi; Ascomycota; Eurotiomycetes; Onygenales; Ajellomycetaceae
Exons: 4
Coding region: 1-408 (135 amino acids)
Source: RefSeq, a predicted model, not a curated record